Messenger RNA from Phoenix dactylifera (date palm), 1741 nucleotides. RefSeq names its product wax ester synthase/diacylglycerol acyltransferase 11-like. Gene Ontology annotation, molecular function: diacylglycerol O-acyltransferase activity. NCBI's taxonomy places the organism in Eukaryota, Viridiplantae, Streptophyta, Magnoliopsida, Arecales, Arecaceae. Gene Ontology annotation, cellular component: plasma membrane. Gene Ontology annotation, biological process: triglyceride biosynthetic process. The record is from RefSeq and is a predicted model, not a curated record.
CACCAACCAAACUUUUUCCUCGAUAACUAUAAUUCGACUCCUCUUGUGUGAUUUACCAAGUCACCGAGUCCAAAAGCUUCUUUCUUUCCUUCCCACCGUGCUUGCUCUCUGAAACUAUUUAAGUUAGGCUUGCAUCCUCUGAUGCCAUAGGCUACCAGCGUAUCCAAGAGUAAAGGAGAAGAAGAAUGUUGGUGGUUGAAGGAGGAGAGGGAGAGGAGGCAGCUUACAACGAGCCGGUAAGCCCGACCGGCCAAUACUUCAAUAGCUCGGCGCUGUCCAUCUGCAUCCUGGUGGUUUUCGAGUCCGAUGUUCCUAUCGAUGACUCCCCGACCAUGUCGACACUGGAGAAUCUGUUCUUGCCGAUCAACCCACGUUUCUCCUCCAUCAUGGUGAAAGAUGAGAACGGGGUUCAACAGUGGAAGAGGGUCAAGGUCAAGCUGGGAGACCAUGUAAACGUUCCCACCUUCCCCACUGGCUUGGAAUCAUAUGACCAAUGCGUGCAAGAUUACCUCUCACAGAUAGCACUGGAGAAGCUGCCGCAAAGCCGGCCACUGUGGGACCUCCACAUCAUCAAGUAUCCGACAAGCAAUGCCGAGGGCACGAUGGUGUUCAAGCUUCACCACGCACUGGGAGACGGCUUCUCCCUCAUGGGAGCACUCUUCUCUUGCUUGCACAGGGCCGACGACCCUUCCCUCCCUCUCACCUUUCCCACUCCUCGAGAUAAAGCGAUGAAAAAGAGCUUAUGGGGGAGCAUUUGUGGCGUAGUGCCUCGAGUUCUCUCCGUGUGUGCCAAUACCAUCCGAGACGUAGGGUGGAGUCUUUGGAAGAGCACUCUGGCAGAGGACGACACAACUCCGCUCAGAUCCGGCACUCCAGGGCUGGAGUUUCGGCCGAUCACCAUUUCUUGCGUCGAGUUCUCUCUUGAUGACAUAAGAAAGAUCAAGGCCGCAGUCGGAGGGACUGUGAAUGAUGUGAUCAGUGGAAUAAUAUUUUAUGGGACCCAGCUGUACAUGCAAAGGGUGGGUGAGGGUCAACGCAGGAGAGCUGCCCGAGUGACGGCCAUGGUGUUGCUGAACACUCGAAUCGUUUCCAGCUACGAGACCGUAGAAAAGAUGACAAAAACCAAUGCCAAGUCCCCAUGGGGGAACCAGUUUGGUUUCCUCCAUGUCUCCAUUCCAACGAGUAAGAACGCCGAGAAGGCCGACCCCCUCUACUUUAUCCGGAAAGCAAGGAAGAUCAUCAAGGCAAAACGAAGCUCGUUUGCUGUCUAUCUCACCGGCAGAUUGCUUGAGAUGCUGAGAAAACUCAAAGGCCCAGAGGCUGCUGCCUUGUACAUACACACAACGCUAAGGAAAUCAAGCAUGACGGUCUCAAACUUGGUCGGACCAAUCGAGCAGACGAUCAUUGCUGGACAUCCAGUUAGGAGCUUCCAUUUUAUGGUAGUCGGAGUCCCGCAGAGCCUUACAAUAACGGUCAUUAGCUACAUGGGCAAGUUGAAGGUGGCUAUGGGAGUGGAGAAAGGCUUCAUAGAUUCGGAGCUUCUGAUCUCGAGCUUGAAGAAGUCGUUUGAGAGGAUCUUUGAAGCAGCAAUUGGGCAAGAGAACUUAAACAGGUGUUUCUAGUGAUAGAGCAGAUCAUUUGACAUUGUUGCUUAUGGAUUAACUGUUGCUUGCUUCUUUUGUAAUAACCUAGGGUCCUCACCUAAAAUAGUGAGCCGAAAGGUAUUAUUUCGGUUCUUUGA